Gasterosteus aculeatus aculeatus (three-spined stickleback) is the source of this 6977-nucleotide messenger RNA. NCBI's taxonomy places the organism in Eukaryota, Metazoa, Chordata, Actinopteri, Perciformes, Gasterosteidae. The record is from RefSeq and is a predicted model, not a curated record.
AGAGAGCUGCAGCAGAGCCAGACAGCGGGCAGUUUGCCUUGCCCCUCCGAGCAGGGAGAGCGUCUCGAGGUCGGUGAAUAAGCAGAAAAGCAGACGGAGAGCGGAGGGGGAAAAAGCUGCAUCAUUUAGAGCAUCGUGUGGCACAUGACCGCUGUCUCAGGGAAGGUGCCUGGGCGGAUGCUUCUCCCCUGAAGCGCGGGGAGGACAGGCUAGAAGGAGAGACAGGAGCUAUGGCUGCCGGGUGGAGCAGGAUGCGGGGACCCGGGUGGAGCAGUGUCGGGCCCGAGGUGGAACAGCUGACCCGGGAGCUGGCGGAGGCCAACCGCGAGAAGAUCCGAGCGGCGGAGUGCGGGCUGGUGGUUCUUGAGAAAAACCAGAGUCCGAAGCAGCAGUACGCUGACUUGGAGGCCGAGCAGGAGACGCUGAGGCUGGAGCUGGAGCAGCUGCAGGAGGUGGGCUCGGCAGGGGUAUGGCUCGUUACUCUAAGAAGGUUAAGGCUUAAUGGCUACCUCGUUGGGAUUGGAACAGGGACAGCUGCAGGGUCGGUGCCCAGGGCUAAUGAAGGGUGCCGAGGUGCAGAUCGGAAACCCGAGGGGGCAGUGACAUCUGAUCUCUUCAAUGAGAUCAACCUAACAGAGAUUCAGAGGCUCAGGCAGCAGCUGAUAACGGUUGAUCGGGAAAAAGUUUCACUAAUGACAAGUCUGCAGGAGUCCCAGACUCGGCUUCAACACACCCAGGAGGCCCUGAACGAGCAGCAUGAGAAGGUCCUCCGUCUGAGCCAGAGAGUGACUGCCCUCCACCACCUGCAUGGAAGAGCCCACCUGAUCCAGGAAGCAAACGCUAGUGCUACCUCUCAGCUCAACACUUUGGCCCUGAUGGACCUGGACAGAUAUGAGGAGGAACCUGAAGAUGAAGGAGAAACUGAGGAGGGUAGGAGUGAGACACUGAAAAAAAGUCAGGUAUUUUCAUACCACACACCUGGUCUGGAGAUCCUGCAGUGCAAGUACCGUGUUGCUGUGACGGAGGUGUUGGAGCUAAAGGAGGAGGUGAAAGCCCUGCAUGACAGACUGGCUCAAUAUGCAGAGGGAGCAACCGAGGAGAAGCCGAGGCGACGCGGCCAUCUCCAAAAGCUUGAGAGGCAGGUCUCCUCAUUGGAGAAGAGCUGCCAGAAGGGACAAGAGAAGACUUCUACCCUCGAGUUAAAGUUGCAGGCAGCUCAGUCGGCAGCCAAUGAGAGCCAGAGUGUGUUGAACGCAGCUCAGGACGAGUUGGUGACGCUAAGUGAGGAGCUUGCCCAGCUGUACCACCACGUCUGUCUGUGCAACAACGAGAUACCCAACCGUGUCAUGCUGGAUUACUACAGACAAGGCAGAGGGCUCCGGGGCCUCAGUGCCAGUGUCAAAGCCGUGUCUUCUGACAACAGCAAAGUUCUCCUUACACCACGCCUUGCCAGGCGGCUGGCCGCCGUUGUAUCAACAACCUUAACUCCUGUGGGAUUGAGGAGCGCCCCGCAUUCUCCCUUGAAGGAGCCCUCAUCUUGUAAGGGAAAGGAAGAGGAGAAGGUUUGGGAAAAGGAUGGUUUCCAGGUGCCAUCUGAGCAGAGCCUGCCACCUCCAACUCACUCACCCAGCAUCCGUGCCUCUUCAUCAUCAUCGUCAUCAUCAUCACCUGCGCUGGAGCCAGCUGCCGAGCUACGCAGGGAGCCCAUGAAUGUCUACAACCUCAAUGCGAUCAUCAGAGACCAGAUAAAGCACCUUCAGCGGGCAGUAGACAGGUCUCUGCAGCAGUCAAGACAGAGAGCUGCAGCCAGAGAACUGGCCUCUCUGCUAGACAAGGACAAGGAGAGCUUCAUGGAGGAGAUCCUGAAGCUCAAGUCUCUGCUCAGUACGAAGAGAGAGCAGAUUGCCACUCUCAGACUGGUACUCCGUGCUAACAAGCAGACAGCAGAGGGCGCCCUGGCCAACCUGAAGAGUAAGUAUGAGGCAGAGAAGUCCAUGGUGACUGACACCAUGAUGAAGCUCAGGAAUGAGUUGAAAGCCCUGAAGGAAGAUGCCGCCACUUUCUCCUCUCUGCGGGCCAUGUUUGCCACCAGGUGUGAUGAAUAUGUUACCCAGCUGGAUGAAAUGCAGAGGCAGUUAGCUGCGGCUGAAGAUGAGAAGAAGACUUUAAACUCCCUUCUUCGAAUGGCCAUUCAGCAAAAACUGGCCCUCACCCAGCGCCUGGAGGAUUUGGCUUUCGAUCAAGAGCAAACCCACCGCACCCGUGGGGGAAAGCUGAACCGUAUGAAGACCAGCACCCCUAAAGUAAGUCCCCCGGCCUUGCCUUCAGCCUCCAACAUAACCCAUGGCUCUACUUCAGUCUUGGCCCCUCUCAGCCUCCCGCUUUCAGAUUUGCCUAGUCAAAUGUCCAUUGUUCCUGAUGAUCCCACUGGGCCCCUUAGCCCAUCUGUGGUCAGUGUGGAUCUGGCCUCAGCUAUCACAUCCCCUAUGUCACACAUACCUUCUUGCAGUCCGUCAUCUGCAACGGCCUCUUCAUUUGAUGGCCCUCCGGCAACAGAUGGCCCCCCGUAUCUGAAGGCGCUCUCUCCCUCAGUGCGGGCACCGCCCUCAAUCCCUCUGAAGCUGGCUCAAUCCCAGUGGACCCUAGGGGUGCGGACAUUUGUGGUUGACCCCCACAGUUUCAGUGUCAACAUCUCCCCUGCUUUGUCCCAUAGUUUGGGGUCCUCCGGGCACUACAUUCCAGAUUUUCAUACCUCUCCCCCAUCCAUCACUACUGCAAAAAGACCCACGCAACCGGGAUCUACCCCCUCCUCUGCCUACAGGUCCCCCAAUUUGGGGCUCAGGCGCUCCACUUGGAGCCCUUCGCCCCGAACUCGGCCUCUGUCCAGCUUGACGCGUUCUUCUGUCCUCUACACUCCUUUCACACCCUCUCCUUACUCUUCCUCCCACAGCUAUUCCACUGCCUACUGUAGCGCCUCUCCUGCUUUUACCCCCUCUAGCUCCUUUCUCACAUCUGGUACCUCCUCCUCCUAUAGCCACUCUACCAACUACACGCCCCUCUACCCCAGACACUAUAGUUCAUACAGCCCAUGGCACUGACCCCAGGUACUAUAAACACUUUACAAGUCUUUUUUUCCCCACCAGGCUCUGUAAUGACAUUAAAACUGCAACUUUUUGUUUGAGUCAGGGCUCACAGAGAGGUGGACAGAGUGGUUUCCUGUGCCUAAGCUUUGGCCAAUGGCUUCUGAAUGUUAAGUGACUGCUCAGGGAUUUGACAAAAGGAGCACAAGAGGCCUCACCUUCCUUCAAUUCUGAAACUGCUGAUUGUCUACAGGGGAACGUUAAGAGACUUUUCAAUGAGUUUUUUAACAUUUAGAUUCUUCAGGUUGAGACCACAUGCAUUAAGUGAUUUAAAAAACAGACAUUCAAACAAUGACUGGACAUUUGGUACACACUUCAAUAGGUUUGAAUGAGGAGUAUCACAAAUUAAAUCCCUUCUAUAUGCAACACAAUAUCCAAUCUGAAAUCAUUAUGUACACAAACACUGUAAACUAGAUGUCUUUCAGUUCAAGGAUUAUCUUCCUUUGAUGAGGUACUAGAUUCCUAAGGAUUCAGUAUGAUUUAAACAAAUCAUUGAGGAAGUAUUUUCCAGUCCUGAAAUUAAGUUGUCUAUUGUGGGGGGAACUAUGUCCAAGAAGUUGAUUCUAGGCAUUGGCAGAUGCUGUGUAAAAAGUAAAAAGGGAGAUCCUUUUAUUGUUUUACACCUAUGCACAGAUUCUGGCCGAUAAGUCAGUCUAGUUAAAUUGUCAUUUCCAAAGUUUUGUCAGAUGUAGCAUCCUAAAUUAUGUCAAUUUAGGAUUGUGAGGGGAGGGUGUCAGUCAUUCCUACAAGCUUUCUUUGAAGCAUACUGACUCCUUUCAUGUUCCAGCUUUGAUCCUACUCAAGAAUCUCUAUUCGCACACACAUUUGUACGAUGAGACAGUUGUGGACGUGGAGUGAUCACCUCAAUGACAAUUCUUUAUUUCUUGUCCAGGGUUGUUGCUAUCAUCAGCUGUCCAUGUCCAGUGUUUUUUAUCUCGUAUAGCCAUGUACUCAGCUAUGCAUGAUCACGUUUGUAUACUCGUCUACACAGAAUCCCUCCCUCAUGCUUCCAUAUGUAAAAUUGAUCUGAAAGAGGGUGCACACUGUAUGGAAUGCUGUGGCAGGGAAGAACAAAUGAGAAGAAGAGCACUCAAACAUGGCAUAUCUAAGGAAUUGUACAAGUUGGCAUUGUAACUCUCCGAAAUUGCUUGGUGUUAGCUAUGAUGAUAUGUGUCUUUAUGGUUGGAAGUCUCCUUCUCGUCAUUUGUUAUUUGAACUUUCUUUAAAGCUUGGGUUGGUGAUUCUGAGAAACUAGAAGAAUACACUAGAUUAACAUGACCCAACCUAAAAGCCCGGCUCAGUGUUGUCAAUUCUUUUCCAAUGACAAUACCUAGCAGAGGUAGCUAGUUUAACCACCCUACAAAAUGGAGAUAUGAGCUCACGCGUAAAUUAAUAGCUGGCAAGUUGGGUAGGUAGACGGGAAGGUAGCCCGCCCAAUCAUUACAUAAUGAAUGAAUAAAAAGAUUGGACAGUCUUAUUAUAGUCCUGUGAGAGUCAGAAAUACUUAUUAUUUUUGUUUUUGUCAGAAUAUUUCAUUCAUUGAUUACUGUCGGUAUGUAGAAUUGAAAAAUGUAGAUGAAAGAAUUAAGAAGACUACCAACCCUGCAUUUAAGCAUAUCACCAAUUAAAAACACACCGCUAAGGUAACCAUUUAAUAAAAAAAAAAAAAUCGAACAACCAGAAAUCCUCAAGUCAAUUUCCAUGUCACCCAUUAGUUACAACUGACUUUCCUGAGAGCAAGAUGCAAACUCACAUUAGCACACAGUUUUUUUUGGAAAGAAAAUGUGAUAAUUUGUUUCCUUUGGCCCUGUCCCAACAAGACCCAUGCAAAUAAGGUCUCAGGAGCCAUCAUAUUCUUCGUUUGGACCUUAAACCAGACUACUGUCUCUCGAAUUUAACUUUCAGCGUAUUAGAGAUAACAGUGCCACUAGUGAUACAUUAUCUCAAAUUGUAAUGUAAAACAAAAAAUCCAAGCCAACCACAUCGCUAAUCAACUCAGCAUAUUUAUAUCUACACAGGAAGAGAAAAUUAUUCAACACUAUUUUGACGCACUAUCAUGGAUGACUUGAGUUAUAAUUGGGAACAUGAUGUUGUAUUCCCUUGUGGCCAGGUUCAAGCAGUCAUCUUCACAUCAUCACACAUGUUAAGGUUGUGUUAGCUCUUUUUCACUGUACUGCACCAAACUCAGGGAACGAGGCAGACCCAUUCAUCCUGUAAUGAGGAACACCAAAACCAGAAAGACUACUAACAACUGAGGGCACAUAUCUCCCAAAUGAGAUUACAAAAAUGUAAUUUCUUUAACCAUGGAUUCUCAAACUUUUUCAGUCAGAACCCACUUUGGACGAAGCAAAAUGUCCAUUGACCACUGGCCCAUCAAAAAUGUACAUGUUGAAUUAUUAUUGAAAUAACAUUUUGUGAGUCCUCCAUCUAUGCCUUCUCAAAUUAAUGGAAUUAAACCACAUGGCUCCAUUUAUUGUAACAAAGUUUAUCCUGUGAAAAACUAAACCAGGUCGGUUAAAAUCUUUGGCAAAACAGUUUUACGCUGCAUGUAUUUUCAAAACAGGGUUGCAGACUUGAUACGGCCACUCUCAAUUUAUGACCAAUAUAUUUAGCUUGUAUUAUAUUCAUAUUUAAUGUUGAGAGGCAACAGCAUCUGUAAUUUUCUGAAAAUAAUAACCUACCUUUAUUCAAUUCCACACCUUCAUCUCAGGCACAUUAUCUUGUCACUUUUUUCCAUUUUUGUGGGGAUAAUGACAGAUCAGUCAGAUAAUAUGUUUAACUGUGAUUUGAUUGUCAUUGAGAACACAAACUUUGCAAAUACUUACCCACGUUCUUUCAACUUCUCUUCGAUGUAAAUAUACCAACCUUCUCCCUCUGCCAUUAGAAAUUUUAAUGGUCACUUCUUUUUUUUUGUUCCAAUCUAUUCAUUCAGACUGUCACAGUUGUCGGUUCACUUUUGACUCCUGUCUAACAUUGUCAAUGAACACUCUUUUGUGUAAGUUUGAUGACAACAUGUUUUAAACACACUUAGUCUCUCCCUGUCCUUUACUGUACCCCAUGUGUCAUUUCAACAGGUAGUUAUCUAAUUUAUUUUUAUCUAAAUUAUUUCUAUUAUGUCACCAUGUCAAUGUUUCCCUUGUUUCAGCAAUUAGUACAGAUCGCAUACUUUGAAAUGUGCUUGUCCUGACUUAAGGCCAUCAUACUAUGUUAAAGAGAAUUUGAAUAUAUAUCUGCUUCACAGAACCUGGGAAUUUCUGCCACUAAGAAGCCGAUACAUUUUCUUUAUAGAAAAAAUGUAAAAAGUUGUUGGAUAAAGUAUUCUUGGAUACCAGAUAAAAUAAGACGUUUUAUAAAAUAAAAUCCUCAGACUUAAAAAGCUCACCAAGUGCUGGCAUGUUAGGGCCUUUGCUAACUAGCCAGCCAACUACAUGACAGCAGGCACUAGACAGAGAAGAGCAGCCUCUGAUGCCGCAGAGUCAUUGUUGACCCUUUGUAAUAUUAGAUUAAAAUUGCUUACAUUUAGUAAAUCUGAAAUUAGUUUGGCUGGCAUUCCACUGAUUUGUUGCUGUAACUGAAGUUUGAGCUAAGUGUCAAUCUUUUGUAAGACAUUUAUCAGCUGGUUUAAAAGGUUUAAGUAUGGCCUGGCACACUGCAAAAUGAAACAUUCCUCAGUUUAAGACUUCACACAUGAACUGUUCAUAUUUUUUUUCUUUAAUAAAUAUAAUUGAGGAAACAUGACUUCAUAAAUGUCUGAAUCUGCUCUUUUGCUUGACAGAAUGAUUUUUUAGAGCAAACCAAAUAAUUACAUUUGUAAUUAAUAAAACAAUGAAUUAACUA